Messenger RNA from Erigeron canadensis, 1596 nucleotides. Its product is annotated as tRNA:m(4)X modification enzyme TRM13. The record is from RefSeq and is a predicted model, not a curated record. Gene Ontology annotation, biological process: tRNA methylation. NCBI's taxonomy places the organism in Eukaryota, Viridiplantae, Streptophyta, Magnoliopsida, Asterales, Asteraceae. The transcript is spliced from 8 exons. The coding region runs from base 85 to 1356 and encodes 423 amino acids.
AACAACCCGAAGGCUGAGACUAUCGUUCUUAAAUCUUAAUAGAAUUUGUGCUACGGUGGUUUGACUGCCUAGGGUUUAGGCCGCAUGGGGAGCCGGUGCAAGUUUUGGCUACCGAAAAAGAAAAGAUUUUGCGCAAUUCCCCCUCUCCCUAACUCCGAUUUAUGCGGCAACCACACUCCAAGAAACAAUGACACCUGGGUUCCCUGCUCUAUCGAUCCCUCACACUCAGUACUGGAAUCAAACCUAGAAUCUCAUAUCAAACGGUGUCCGUUGCUGAAACGUGAAACCUCGUUGUCACUUCAACCGUUUUACGAAAAGGGAAUCAACGGAGGAGGUGGUGAUGAAAAUGAUGAUGGUGAUGCUAGCUCGGAGUCGAAACGAAUGGCUGUGCAUUCGAUGAGUGCAGCUCAGUUUGUUGAGUUGAUCGAUAAAAUUAAGUCGGUUCAUGCUUCGAUAUGUAAGGAGAUUCGAGAUUCUUUUAUUGUUCCGGAGGGUUCUAAGUCUUGGAUUGACCAAGCAGUUGACUGGAAAAUACCAUUUCAAGAAAAGCAUGUUAUCCAGCAGGCAUCAAUUCUUGGAAACUUGGAAAGGCUUGGAGCAUUGAAGUCUCCUAGUAUUGAUUCAAAUGGGGAACAAUUUCCAUCCGCAGAUUCCAGUGAUACUCCUGCAGUAGUUGAGUUUGGAGCUGGAAGGGGGUACCUGACACAAAUGUUAGCGGACUGUUAUGGGGUUUCAAAGGUCUUCUUGAUCGAACGCAAGUCCUAUAAACUUAAGGCUGAUCGAAGCUUGAGGCAGAAAGAGAGCUUGAUAUUAGAGCGGUUAAGAAUUGACAUUGAGGACUUAAAUUUGAAUGCAAUUGUGUCAUUGCAAGGACUUCCUUAUUUGGCUAUUGGCAAACACCUGUGUGGGCCUGCAACUGAUAUGACCAUAAGAUGUUGUGUUGGGGAAGGUGUAGCCACAUCUUACGUUAGAGGGAUUUCUAUAGCAACAUGUUGCCACCAUCUCUGCCAAUGGAAGCAUUAUAUUAAUAGAGGAUUCUUCCUUAGGUUAGGGCUUACAAAGGACGAGUUCCAUGCAGUUACAUGGUUCACCAGCUGGGCAGUAGAUGCGAACCAUGGUUCAGACCUUGAUGAUGCAAAGAUGGAAAAUGAAAAGAUUUUAGCUGAGGUUGAUCUGCUGAGUAAUAUGUCUGCAACAGAGCGGGCUGUGUUAGGGUUUAUGUGCAAGGAUAUAAUCGAUGCAGGGAGGUUAAUGUGGCUGAAGGAAUAUGGACUAGAAUCUGAGCUUGUGAAAUAUGUUCCAUCUAGCAUCUCUCCUGAAAACCAUUUGCUUAUUGCAAAGCGUCGAGAUUUUUGAUAUGGUUUCUUGGAAAAUUAUCGUAAUUUUAAAUUGCAAAAUGAGCAAGUUAGGUUACGGUUUUGAACCAUUGAUAUAUUCUUUUUUAGAUUAGUCUCAAGGGCCUUUUUGGUUGGUGUCUUAUAUCCAUAGCAAGAAACGUUACAUGUAGCAUGUGAAAUCUAGUUUAUUUGUUGUAGUUACAACAUAAACACUGUUGGUGAAAUUUCAAAAUAUUGAACAUCGUUGGUCACUUGAAAA